CCGUGGUCAAGAGUCAAGUUGUCAAGUGUCAAGAUGGUGUCAAGACUGUCAAGUUAUCUAUGGUCUGUGUCUAUGGUUAAAUAAUGACAGAAUGACACGCAAUUAUAUUUUAGAUUGUUAAAAUUUUGAAGUUAUAGUUCUUUACGUUUUAUAUUAAAGAUUUAAAUACGUAAGUAUACAUACAACUAUCAAAAUGAGUGAGAAUAGUGAAAAUUCAACAAAUCAACCACCAAGAGGCUUAAAUUUCGAUGCCCUUAAAUCACACGUUAUAGCCCACAAAAUUGACUGUAGUCUUUGGGCUACUCGCAUGCUUCUCAUUCUCUUUUCAAUAGGAUAUUUUGUUCCAAUUUUUGGGAGUCAACAAAGUGCUUAUUACAAAGUUCUUAUAGCCAAUGCAGCUAUCAGUGCAUUAAGAUUGCACCAAAGGUUAGGAAGAGUCCAGUUUUCAAGACAGUUUUUAUCGGAGCUACUCUUGGAAGACAGUUGCCAUUAUCUGUUCUACUCAUUAAUUUUUAUUUAUGUGGCGCCCAUAAGCUUGGCUGUUUUGCCAGUUCUGCUCUUCGCUAUUCUACAUGCAGCUAGUUAUUCACUAACAUUACUAGAUACAUUAGGACAGAAUUCUUGGUGGGGCUGCAGAUUAUUGAUUUCUUUAGUUGAAUUUCAGUCACUAAAUAUUUUAAGAAUGGUAGCAUUUACAGAAAUAAUUUUGAUGCCUUAUAUAGCGUUUUUAGCAUUAACUGGACAAGCAGGUCUUCUCACUCCGUUCAUAUAUUACAAUUUUUUGUCACAAAGAUACACUUCAAGAAGAAACCCUUACACGCGGAAUAUGUUUCAUGAGUUGCGACUUUUGUUUGAAAAAUUUGCUAAUAAACCCAACAUACCUUCAUUUGUAAAGCCGAUUGUUUUGGGGAUCGUGAAUUUUACAACCAAGUUAGCUCCUCCAGUAGUUCAAGCACCACCAACUCACAGUCAAUAGAUUUGAAAUGUUCACUAAUUUCACAAUAAUAGUCAUGAAAUAGAAAUGGGGAAAUGGAAUAUAGGUACUUUGCAUUUUGUAAUGUCAUGUUAUGCCUGAAAGUGUUUUUGCAUAUAUUAUUUCAAUAUAUUUUUACAGAAGGCGUUCUUAUAAAUUACAAUUGUAACUGAUAAAUUAAAGUGUCUUAUUUGGUUAUUG
Molecule: messenger RNA, 1174 nt
Organism: Sitophilus oryzae (rice weevil)
Lineage: Eukaryota; Metazoa; Arthropoda; Insecta; Coleoptera; Curculionidae
Gene: Kr-h2
Product: Krueppel homolog 2
Exons: 6
Coding region: 194-976 (260 amino acids)
Biological process (GO): membrane organization; endoplasmic reticulum tubular network organization
Cellular component (GO): membrane; endoplasmic reticulum
Source: RefSeq, a predicted model, not a curated record